This is a messenger RNA of Diorhabda sublineata, 1056 nucleotides long. RefSeq names its product complex I intermediate-associated protein 30, mitochondrial (gene CIA30). The coding region runs from base 44 to 925 and encodes 293 amino acids. Gene Ontology annotation, cellular component: mitochondrion. Gene Ontology annotation, biological process: mitochondrial electron transport, NADH to ubiquinone; mitochondrial respiratory chain complex I assembly. The transcript is spliced from 4 exons. Lineage: Eukaryota; Metazoa; Arthropoda; Insecta; Coleoptera; Chrysomelidae. The record is from RefSeq and is a predicted model, not a curated record.
AUAUGAGAAGAAUAAAAUUAGAUAUUAACCUUAAAUAAUAGCAAUGUUCUCUGUAUCAAAAAAUAUUGUUUAUUCUGUAUGUAAAAAUUGUUCAGUUAGAAGAUUUCACGUUUCUCCUAUUUUGAAAACUUUUUGGGAAAGAGACGACAAAGGUGGUUAUAGAGACGGAAAAAAAUUACCACCACUAAAAGAUCGUUUGAGGGAAGGAUUAAAAGAACUAAAGGGUGAAAUAAAACUAUGGACUGAAGAAGUUAAAGAAAGAUUUGAAAAUGAUCCAAUUCUUAUAUUUAGGCCAGGCGAAGUUGAUGUUAAAUGGAGAUUUGGGGAUGAAGAAUCUUUAAAAAAAUGGAACGUUACAUGUGAUAGUGAUAACGGCGAAGGUUAUAGUUCAGCUUCAUUGUCGCUUACGCCCCAAGGAAAAGCAUUAUUUGCGGGUAAUUUGUCUAUGAGAGUGCCGAAAGACGGUAGGGUUAAACGCGCUGGUUACUGUAACAUGAGAACUCAUAGAAUCAGGAAAUCUUUUAAAAGAGAUGCUCAUUUAGAUUGGUCUACAUAUAACAUGUUGGUGAUGAAAGUUAGAGGCGACGGAAGAUCCUAUUUACUCAACAUCCAUUGCAAAGGAUAUUAUGAUUUAACAUGGAACGAUAUGUAUCAUUACGUAUUGUUUACAAGGGGUGGUCCAUAUUGGCAAAUUGCUAGAAUUCCUUUUUCUAAAUUUUAUUUCGGUUCUAAAGGUCGUAUACAAGAUAGACAAGUUUCGGUGCGGCUUGACAGAAUUGCUAGUUUUGGAAUUACCGCAGGGGAACGAUACGGAGGUGAUUUUUCCUUGGAAAUAGAUUAUAUUGGUUUGGAAUUUGAUCCGAACCAUAGGGAAGAGUUUGCCUAUGAAAUGUAUAAAACUGAUAGGUAUAUAGCGUCUACUUAAAAAAAACAUGUCCAGAUAAUGAUGUUUAAAAUGAGAAUAAAUAUUUAUAAAACCCAUAUUGUUUUUAUUUCCUGUCGAGUAAACCUUGACUAGAAUUUAUUACAAACUUGGUAGACAAAUUCUGAAGUGAA